This is a messenger RNA of Histoplasma mississippiense, 420 nucleotides long. RefSeq lists its product with no specific name. Bases 1 to 420 code for a protein of 139 amino acids. The transcript has 2 exons. NCBI's taxonomy places the organism in Eukaryota, Fungi, Ascomycota, Eurotiomycetes, Onygenales, Ajellomycetaceae. The record is from RefSeq and is a predicted model, not a curated record.
AUGCAGGAUGCGGCAGCGGCGAUAAUCUACAAGAGCCUGGAUGGAGUGGGCUCUAGCUACUCUGAUACGGUCGUAUGCGAUCUACUGGAGAUCGCGGAGACAGAGAUGGGCUAUAAGGCCUCUGAGGAUCCUCUCAGCGACCGGAUUCUGUGGUUGGCAGUGCAGAGGCUGGAGAAGCUGCAGAAAUCUGGCAGAUUCGUAUCCCUUCUACAGGAGCAUCAGGAACUUGCAAUGCACCUUUGCAUGCGUGCCGGGUCGAAAAGUUGGAACAACAGAAGAAAAUCUUACGCAGGAAGAGCAGGAAGACAAGACCUUUUUAUGGUCUUGUUGGAGCACCUAGGGAACCCCAUUUUCAAUAAACAAGACGUAGCGCAAAGAAAACCUCACCCUAGUAAACAGUGGUGGAUGACGGGCGUAUAA